Messenger RNA from Erigeron canadensis, 1764 nucleotides. RefSeq lists its product as uncharacterized. The record is from RefSeq and is a predicted model, not a curated record. Gene Ontology annotation, molecular function: protein binding; DNA-binding transcription factor activity. The transcript has 3 exons. The coding region runs from base 58 to 918 and encodes 286 amino acids. Lineage: Eukaryota; Viridiplantae; Streptophyta; Magnoliopsida; Asterales; Asteraceae.
ACCUCGAUCUUUUUCGCCGGCGAUUCAUUGCACGUUUGCAGUCUCCGAGUUACUACAAUGGAACCUAUUAAUGCUCUGGACAAUUCCCAUGUUAUUACAAGGCUAUUGUCUAUUGGCGUAUGCUUCCUACUGUUUCGGUAUCAAUCAGUUGAGGAAAUUAUUUCUCUAGUGUUUGAGGAAUUUAAUUUCUACAAAGAACCAGGUUUACUUCAGUUUUGGAAAUGCAUCAGGUCUCUUGAUUCAGAAGACAUUGGGUGUAAUCUUCUAUUAUUAGAUGAACCUUUUAGAUUAGCUGAUCAAAACCAUGAAGAAGUUUUGAUGUACAGGAGGAAAUCUCAUGAUAACGUUAUUAGAUUCGUUGGCACGCAAAACAAGGUCAUCGGAAACUGGUUUGCUGGGCGUGCAGCUCAGACAGGAAUUGCAGAUCACAGGACAAAAGAUCUUGUGCGUAGUCAUCAUUACCAACAAUAUGCUGAAGCAGCAGGCAUGGGGCAGUGUGUUCUGCCUGUAUUCUAUGAUGUGGGUGAUAGGAAGGAACUCGCCGGAAUCAUUGAGCUAGUCACAAGUGUACCAAAAGAAAGUUAUGUUGAGGAUUUUAAUCAGUUGGUGCACUUACUGCAGCGUAGGGGCUUAAAAUCCAGUUUUAUGGGGAAGACGAUAAAAGUUCAAUAUGAUCAUAUGAUCAAGUUUAACCUGCCCUUUUCAGCCAAGUUCACAGACCUGCUGACAGAAGUGACAAAGAGGUUCCACGAAUUAAAGAACAAACGUGUAUGUAUCAAGUACAAAGACACUAAAAGCAACCAGCUGAUUUCAAGUGAUGCAGACCUCCAGAAAUGCAUGAAGGAAUCCAGUUCAAAUGGGGAAGCAUUUAUCAGAAUGUUUGUUGAACAUGUAGAUGGUACUUGCGAUUGCACGUAGGAGAAGGUUAUUUGAUCAUGACAUCUGCAAAAUCCAAAUAGUGGGAAAAUAGCUUUUGACCGACCAUCUUGAAAACUUCUCUACCUAAUUUUGGCAUCAUCAGCAUUUUUACUUUACUUAUCUAGCCUUAAACCACCUUCUUUUAGUCGUACAUCACCAAAUAUGUUUCAUAGUAUUGUACAAUACUAUAUCUUAAAACAGAUUUGAUGGUGUACGUCCAGUAAAAGGUGGUCUUUAGAUCAUCAUCCAUAUGAUUUGGAUGCUGGUACUCCAUGUUUUUCACGCCAACUAUAGAUAUGAUAGAUGCUAACACAUGAUCAUGGUGAACAAAGAAAUUAUGUUAAACAAUGAAAGCUUACCAACUAAAACAGGUUCCCGUUUGUCAAUAGAGUUGUUGGCUCAAUGGUAAGGUCUUUGACCUUGGGAAAUCCAUCUGGUUUCAUAUCUUACUUCUCACAUUUACGGGGAUGGAUAAAUCAGGGCUUUUUGAAGGUCUUGGGUUCCCCAAAAAAAAAGAAAAAAAGAAGACAGGUGUCCAUUCGAAUACUGAGGUACAGGCGGCAAGGCAAUGAAAUAUUGGUACUGAUUGGAAGAAUAAGCAUAUAUGUUAACCAAGAAACACAAACUGAUUUGCUGGGUCAUAAAUGUAUAUAUGGUGCUGUUUAUUUGUUGCUUUAUGAGUUGAAUAGUGGUCUCCUUGGGCAUGUCAUUACUUAUUAGUAUUAGUUGUUCGUACCUUUGCUAACCAUAGCUAGAUUUACGGGGCAAGUCGUCUAGGAUUAUUUUCUUCAUGUAAAUUUACAUCAUUUUCAUGCUACAUCUCUUGAUGUUCAAAUGUUGACCACC